AUGUUGUUCAAUGUAACAAGGACUGCGAUGCCAAGUGCAAGGCCAUCGACGCUCCCGACUGCGAGCCUGGUCCCCACUAAAUGGACGGUGCAUGUGGGCACAUAUAUGUUUAGCCAAGGCUAUUCACAAUAA
This is a messenger RNA of Podospora anserina S mat+, 132 nucleotides long. RefSeq lists its product as uncharacterized. The transcript has 2 exons. The record is from RefSeq and is a predicted model, not a curated record. NCBI's taxonomy places the organism in Eukaryota, Fungi, Ascomycota, Sordariomycetes, Sordariales, Podosporaceae. The coding region runs from base 1 to 132 and encodes 43 amino acids.